CACUCUAUAUUCCUUCUGCUCUUCUUCAACAAACAUCACAACGUUCCAUUUACAUUUUAUGCCCCCUUCUUCUGUAUAAAUUCGAAAAAUAAUUAAAGAAAUUAAUUCAUAUAAUGGAAGAAUAUCUGGAACAAUCAAAAUCAUUUUCGUCGGAAAAUGGAGAUUUGAGUGACGCCAUUAGAAUUGAAGAUGAAGGUGGAGAAGACGAGCAAUUUUACGAGAAAAUUGAGGCCCCUAAGUUCGUUGAUUUCACUGUCCCCGACCAUUACUGCCCGGAUGAUCGUUACUGGUUUUGCCUUCGCGUUGGAUGUGACCAAAAGCACGAGGAGGACAUGGAUUCCGAAGCAAUCUAUAAAAACUUUCUUCUUCGGGUAAUGGCAGCAAGGAGUCCCAAUGUAAAACUUCGGAGAACACUCAAUAGAAAUGCUUCCAAAACACCUAUAAAAUGUCCGCAUUCAGCUCCUCCAAAAUCUUCAAAGUGUACAUUAUCAUCAAGAUUAGCAGUGAUUUCGUCAAUUUCUCAAAAGAUGGUCAAUGACAAAUCAAAAGUUGUUAGGCCUCUUCUGAAGCCUGAGUCUACUCCAAGGAACAAGACGAAGCCGGUUGCUGCUAAGUAUCUUACAACUCCAAGGAACAAAAGUGGCCUCCCAAAUUCGAAUUCCUUCCGUAGUGUUAGGAAUCCAAAACCAACCACUAUUGAAAUCUCAGAAAACCGCCCCAUAGCAAAGACUCUGGUCUUUCACUCUCCCAAGAAAGCUAUCAAGGUAAAGACUUCUGUGGAAUUGCGUAUGCCCUCGACAAAAUUAUGUGAAGGAAUGAAAAGGCUUGAAAUCACUAGUCAGAAGAAGAAACCCUUUUUGGGGUAUUCUAGCAAAUCUUUGAAGAAUUUGGACAGUAAUAGAAAUUGUAAAAGAGGACUGUUGAGUGGCAGCAAGAAGGUUCAAAGAACAGCUGGGGAACAAUUAGAUUCUGUAGCUUGUAUCAAGCAGGAAACUAAGUCCGUAAGAUCUGUGAAAAGUAGUAAGAGCAAAGGGAAGUUGUCAAGACAGUGUGUCCCGAAAGAAUUGGUGAAAAAUGGCCCUGGUGAUUUGAAUAUUGAUGUAAAAUCAAGAGCUGAUGACACUUCAACAAUCAGCAUUGGUAUAUUGGAGGAUGCCUCAAGAACAGGAGCACACUUGCCAAAUGCAGAAGAGAGGAGCUUAGAGGGAAGUACUAACCCAAUUUCUGAAGAACCAAACAGACAAGUGAAUGAUCACAGUAAUGCCAACGAACUGAAUGAUAAACUGAAAUUGGGUUCAAAAAACAAACGACGCUCUAAAGAUGUCCCAGAUGAGGCUGAGCACAAUCCUUCCAAGGGAACAACACAUGAGAACGAACCAAUGGAUAGCGAUGACAAAGAAAACGCUGUGGGCUUUGGAGAGAACAGAGGUGACACUCAUAGUCAGAAGCAGGAUGGAAUAAAAAUCCUUGGGGUGCAGGACACAUCUGGAAACAUUAGAAAGGUUGCUGAAGCACAUGAAAUUUUGCAGCAGGAUAAUGUUGCCCCAGUGUUGAAGUUCCAGAAACCAAAGCCAACAACCCCUAAACCUUUUAGGCUAAGAACUGACGAAAGAAUGAUGCACAAGGAAGCUCACUUGGAGAGGAAAAUUAAAUUUCAAUCUCCUCGGUCUGAUAGUGCAGUUUCAACACUAGCUGGAAAGACGUGCAUAAAGGAAGUAAAUGAUAUUCAACUUUUACAGGGGCAAGAGAGAGCAAAAACAGCAGCCAAUGCAACACCUCAACGGUCUCAUAUUUUAAAAAACCAGGAGCCAACAACGCCUAUGGCAUCCCCUCUGAAAAAUAAUGCGAUUCAAAGGUUGGAGAAGUUUAGAAAAAUGAGAUCGCCUCAGCAGCAACAUUCUAUUCAGCGUCAAGGGCUGUAUUCAACAAAGAGGGCAAUUCCUUCUUGCUUGAUUCCUGGACAAAAAAUGGAAGUGAUACAUGAAACAUCAGUCGUGAGGGAAAUGCCUUCUUACUUGAUUCCGGGACAAGAAAUGGAAGUGAUACAUGGAACUGCAGUUCGAGCUCCAAACCGUGAAAAGAGAGGAAACUUGGCAGGAAAUGUAAGAAAGCCCAUAACCAUUGUAAAGGAGCCUAACUUCCAUAGCACCCAUGUAUCGAGGAGCUGCAGUAGGAACAACCUUACGUGAGAUUUUCUUCACAAGUGGCCUUGUCUUUUGUUCAAUUUUUUAUUGAAUUUAUGUGUUUCUUCUUCUUCCUGUUUAUGAAUUUUCAAUUUUACAUGGUUUAUUUUCUCGGAGUUUUUCUGUUGAGAUGUGUAACAUGUUGUAACGAAAUGAAACUAAUGUACUAUUGUAGCCAACUUAUGCAACAAAUUUGAUUAGUCUCUUUAA
Olea europaea var. sylvestris is the source of this 2393-nucleotide messenger RNA. RefSeq lists its product as uncharacterized. The transcript is spliced from 9 exons. NCBI's taxonomy places the organism in Eukaryota, Viridiplantae, Streptophyta, Magnoliopsida, Lamiales, Oleaceae. The coding region runs from base 114 to 2189 and encodes 691 amino acids. The record is from RefSeq and is a predicted model, not a curated record.